AUGGACAGCGCAAACAGUACUCUCCAGCGGGUACAUUUUGCCUUGGAGCUCGAUAUGGGACAUCUCAGCUUGGAGGACAUCUAUCCUCGCGACGUAGCCGACUACGGCCAUAUGCGCGUGGGUAUGACCGACCUUUACGUGAAAGAAAAUCACGCCAUUUAUGGUUUGACUACGCUUGGCGAAUACCGCGAGAUGACUAGUCAGCUUUUACGCGACGACGCGGUGCAAAUGAUCAUCAGCGACAAACUGGCCGCAUUGCCCAAGGACUACGAUCCAUGGAUCUGGCGGAUCAACCGCCAUCGAGCCUUACGCGCCAAAUACGGGGAUAAAUUCGAUCCUUGGUCAGACGAC
Mesorhabditis spiculigera is the source of this 351-nucleotide messenger RNA. NCBI's taxonomy places the organism in Eukaryota, Metazoa, Nematoda, Chromadorea, Rhabditida, Rhabditidae. The record is from the annotation of a GenBank genome assembly.